UAUGCGGACAUGUAUGACCGGAGGGACUCAUAUGAGUAUGUGAAAUUUGUCUUGUACUUGAAAGAGUCUUAUGAUGAGUCAUUUUUAAUUUUUGGAAACUAUGGCCGUCGUAGCAGAAACAUUUGGUCAUCAACUCCAAGGCUGUUAAGGGAGCAACAGUAUUAUCUCGUGGGAACCAUUUCAGUUCUUUGCACAAGAGCUGAAUCAGAACAACCUGCUGCAAUUCAACCUCCUGUUAUAGUCAUUGAUUCAGAUGAUGACAAUAAUACACAGUGCGAAAGGCUUCAAAAACAAUGCAAGAGGAAGGAAAUUCAAGGAAAGCACCAGGCUGAAAAUUUGAAUGCACAAAGUCCUGAAUCAAGCUCUGAUGUUGAGAUUUUAGAUGUUAUACCAGCCCCUCGGCAAAUACCAUUUGAAUUAUCUCAGGUCAGGACACCGUCUCGAUCAAGUAUAUGCACAACUAUCAGUAUAGCUACAAGCACGAGCACAAGCAUUAGCACAAGCAUAAGCUCAUCUGGAGAUUUUGAAUCCAUCGCAUUAUCAUUGGCAACCUCCACAUCUGAGCAGGAUUCUAUAAUAGAGGCAAAAAAGGGGCUAGACCCAGUAGACAUGGAAUUUGAUGUUGGCCCAGAAUUUCUUUUUCUGAGCGACGGCCAGGAAGAACAAACCUCCCCAGAGCAUGGAGAAUGCAGUGAUGAGAAUGGGAAGAAACCUUUGGAAGAGGCAACAGGCUCCAAACCCAAAGAGCAUGCUAUUGAUGAAGUUUCUGAUACUUCUUCGGAUGAUGACUCCUGUGCAAUAGGGGAAGAUACUGAAGUCCAAAAAGACCCAAAGAUUCAAGAACGUGUCGUGGACCAAGAACAAGGACAUCAAAAGACAGCUGAGACAUCCACACAGAGUCUAAGCCCAGUAGCACAGCCCGUGCGCCCAGAGGCAGUGGUGGAACCCAUGGUAUGCACAGAAUUGCCAUCUUAUGCAGUAGCUGAGCCAAGAGGAGCACUUAACUUCCAGCGUCCAAUAUUGAGGGAAAUGUUUGCCGAGUUCUGUGGCCCACGAAUGAGGACACAGAUCUAUGAUUUGAAUAUAUGUAGAAUCUUCAAUGAUGAACCUCCUUCUUACAGAGAAGUUGAAGAAGAGGAAAGGGCACGAGAACAAUGCGAAUAUGAGUUGGUCCAACAUAUUGAGAUGCUUCAUAACUUGCCACUUGAACGACCAAGGGCACAGGAACAAAUGGGGCAAGGACAAGAAAAUCAGGUUUAUCAUGCACAAGAGCAGGUGGUGACUAUUAUUAGUGACAUGGGAGCGCAUCCCUUUAAUUUCUUUGGAAAUGGAAACUCUGAGUGUCCACGAAAUGAGACCCAUAGAUUCUGGGAUGAUCAUGUCAAUCAUAACUCUCCAGUCCUCCAUGGCCCAUCAACAAGGUCAUAUCAAACAACACCAGUGCCAUAUCAACCAGGAGCACAACCUUUGGCAGUGACAAAUCAGCCAUUGACAGGAACACAUCAUCCAUCUGCAAGGACACAGUACCCAUCACCAAGGUCACAUCUUUCCACUUCUGACUACAGAAGAGAGGACAGACCACACUUUAUGCCUCCUGGCCAAGAAAAUCCCCACUAUUUACAUCCUGAAGAGGACAUCCAUCCUCAUCCAUGAGGGGAAGAUGAAGCAGAAGACAGACCACCAUGGUCUGGGUGGGAAAGGGACACACAAAGUGGACAGAGUCCAUUUAGGGGGGAGGGUGGGUUAAUUAUUAUUCUCUACUCACAAAUUGAGUUUGUAGUUAUUUUAAAGCACAAUCACUUUGCUAGGAAUGAUGCUGCAGAAGCAAACUGGCACAUCCAACUUCAGAUGUGAUAACAAGUAUUCAUUGGUCCCUGCUUGCCCCACACUAUUUCAUGUGGCAAGCAGACUUUAUGAGCAAAAUUUCAGGGGACUUUUCUUUCCAAAAUAAUGAUAAAAAAUACUACUACAGACUGCGAUAUAGAAAAAACUAUUCCAUCAUGCCCUUACUCUGGAUUCUGGGGCCUUAAUCUUGAUUUAUUUCCACCUCUCUUCUGUAGCCCUACAAACCUGUUACAUUGGGUAUGUUAAAUGGGUAUCCAAUUGUGAGAAAUUAAU
Messenger RNA from Alexandromys fortis (reed vole), 2118 nucleotides. RefSeq lists its product as uncharacterized. Bases 10 to 1653 code for a protein of 547 amino acids. Lineage: Eukaryota; Metazoa; Chordata; Mammalia; Rodentia; Cricetidae. The record is from RefSeq and is a predicted model, not a curated record. The transcript is spliced from 11 exons.